Messenger RNA from Aspergillus chevalieri, 1215 nucleotides. RefSeq lists its product as uncharacterized. The record is from RefSeq and is a predicted model, not a curated record. The transcript has 2 exons. The coding region runs from base 1 to 1215 and encodes 404 amino acids. NCBI's taxonomy places the organism in Eukaryota, Fungi, Ascomycota, Eurotiomycetes, Eurotiales, Aspergillaceae.
AUGUCCAUCUUCUCAGACUCUGGCCCGGCAAGGGACCGUCGGGAUUCGCUCAGGUUUCAGGCGGAGACUUCUCUCCAAAGCUGUGAUCAAGGAGGUUUCUCCUAUCCUACUCCAACGGAUUGUGAUUCUCCAGCGGAUGGUCUACAAGAGAUUACACCUGCUUCUUCCGUAAUCACGCCGCGUAAACGGGAAAGUAUGGAGGAGACAACGGCAGUCCGCAAGCGCUAUUGCCAGAAGCCGGAAACAAUGUCUCCUGCAACUGAAUCUGAUGGAACUGUUUAUUUGCUUUUGAAGACUUGUGCCUUUGGGAAAAAAAUGAGAAAGGGUUGGAAUAAACAGAAGAGACUUGAAAUUCAGGAAUGCACAGAAGAGGAGGUACGGUUGAGUGAUGAACACGUCCGUGAAGUGCUCAGAGCAGAAGCACAAUUGGUCUGCCAUAAUCCUUGUGAAACUAUUAGGUCUGGUUUACAAAAUUGGGUGGAAAAUGAAUCGCGAAAACUGCAUGCACUUGGAAUUCCCACUAGAUGGAGAGGCAUCGAAGCAGCAGCGGAAUAUUUUAUUGAAUUGCGUUCCAACACAAUUGCUGAUCCUGUCAGUGUUCGCGCUGCAGAAUUGCUGCUCUUCAUAAAUUAUAAAGACAUGUGCAAACGGCCAGCAGAUUUUUGUCCACGGCCUCGUGGAAAGAAUGAACGGAAAUCGAGUUAUGUUCUGAAUUGCAUAAUUGAAGGAAUUCCAAACUAUUUCGGUCGCCACCAGAGCCUUGAGUCUCGCCGAGACAAUAUUAGCAAUAUUGUACGCUAUGGAGGAUGGUGGUGGAAACUCUCGCGUGAGCUUGGCAUUGGCCUCUUACUUCUUGGUGACGACGAAUUGUUCAGAAUAAUGAAAAGCGACAUGUUCACAAAUGCCCAAGUUAACGCCCUCAUCACGCACGUCUCUCGUGUACGACCAGGAACUAUUCGCCUGCUUCCAUCAAUAAACCCGAUUAUGAGAACGCUGAUACGUGGAGAAGUUCCUAGAGGUCUUGUUAGCGCCCUCCAUUUAGAUGGAUUCCCACUUUUUGAUCAGGCGAAAUUGAGCCGUGCGAAUGACGAGGACGACGCAGCUUUAGCUGACCAAUGCCUUGAGGCACCCUGGACAAAUGCUGUGCAAGAGAGCGAUAUUCCAGGAGAUAUUUUGGAGAUCCUCCAUGAUUCUGAGACUUCAGAGAUUACUUGA